Fraxinus pennsylvanica is the source of this 1761-nucleotide messenger RNA. Lineage: Eukaryota; Viridiplantae; Streptophyta; Magnoliopsida; Lamiales; Oleaceae. The record is from the annotation of a GenBank genome assembly.
AUGGGGGCGAAAGGUGAUAUUUCAGAUUACAGACAUAAGCUGGACAAGACACUGGCAUCUCAGAACUUGGUAAAUGAAGAAAUCCUCAAGACUCUUGUGAAGAAUCAAUUUUUACGCUCAUCUGUGGAUUUGCAACUUGGAGAACAUUUUAACAAUGCAGUGGAAAGAAGAAGUAAAGAAGUGUACAGUUUUCUUGAUAUGUUGAGGAGUGCAUCCGUCGAUCACACUGAGAGGUCAAAAUUCAGCGAGGAAUCAGGUGGUGGCUGGAAAGUAAAACAGGACACCGAAGAGUUCAGGGUUAUGUAUCGAGAAGGGCCAGAAGGCACUCCCUUUCAUACACUACUUGUUGAAGGCUAUGUAGAUGGUCCGCUAGAUGUUUGUCUGUGUAUAUCAUGGGAAUCAAGUCUCUACAAGAAAUGGUGGCCUCAAACUGCAAUUCCAACUUUCAAAAUCGUCUCAUCUGAGUGUUUACAAAGAGUUAGGACUGGUGAACAAAUAUCGUUAGUGAGGAUGAAAGUUUCAUGGCCAUUGUCAAGCAGAGAGGUUCUAGCACAUUAUUUUGCAUUUGAAUACUUUGAAGACGGGCUAGUUGUUGUGCUUCUUAAUUCGAUCUCCGAUUCGGAGACCAUCCAUACAAGUACACAUGGUUUUACCGGAGAUGGAAUACCUGAUGCACGGGAUGUAGUGAGAAUUGAUGUAGUGGGAGGCUUUGCAAUACAAAAAGUGACUGCAGACAGGAGCUACUUCCGGACAAUUGCAAACAUGGAUAUCAAAUUGGACUUUAUUCCUCCAGCAUUCAUCAAUUUUAUCUCAAGGCAGCUCAUAGGUAGCGGUUUCAAGCUCUAUAAAAAGGAAGUUACUUCAGUUUCUAAAGGUGACGGAGAAUUUAGCGAGAUUUUAAAAGACCCACUCUACACUCGCAUACGCGAGGCUCUUUAUUCAGAGAAUAUAACUAUUGAGGCUCCUGAGCAAGGACUGCAGAAAGAGACGUCCAUUAUGUCUGAAGAGCAAACAGAGGCAAGAGAAGAUGAUCAUAUGAAGGAGAAUAUUCAUAGCAAUGACAUUGAUAUUGCUGAUUCAAUAUCAGAGGAUGUAGUUGUCAGAGAUCAAAAUGGUCUUUUUGAAAUUGAGGAGAUUGAGGAAACAGACAUUGGAGAAACUGAAUCAGGAGAUGAGAAUAUCAAGAAACCGGGCAAUCACCUGACAAAUGAGACGAGACCCAAAUUUUUGAUCCACGAGAAUAACAAAGUUGUUAUUAGCCCCGAGGUCGAACAGGCUCUAGGAACAUUAGAAAAGGUGAUUUCCAUUUUCCGGGAAUAUAAAUCCAAUCCCGAAACAGGAUCUCAUUCAGGCAUCAGCAGUGGAAAGUCCAUCAAUAUAGAAACUGAUGGUGCAAAAGAGUCAGCAUCCUCAGAAGCUGAUCAAAUAUGCAGACAAGACUGGAAUCUCACUGGAUUGUCAAAAACAGGAUCGACAGAGACGACUUUGCAUGAGCCCAGGAACAGUUCUGGCAGUCAUGAUUCCAGGUGUGGAGGAUCCAAGGAAACUAGCCAUAAUAAGAUAGCACCAGCUUCACCAGAUGAAAAUCAUUUGAUGUCAGAGACUAAUCACAUUGCUAUAUAUUCUUCCAUGAAUCAAAGUAACAAGGCCACAGUUUUAGAGACCGAUCACAUUGCUGAAAAGAGAACCGUCAAAAGAAAGAACAAGACGUCGAGGUAUUGGUGCUUGACUUUCAUUCCUGGAAAGUCGAUGGCUGAAUAG